AUGGCUAGGCUCUCAUGGAUUUCCAUUGCUUUCUUUGUCAUCCUUGCCUUCGCAAUCAAUACUUUGGUACAAGGCGGAGAAGGAUCGCUUAAACCUGAAGAAUGCGCGGGAGCGUGUGAUUUUCGGUGUUCAGCAACUUCACACAAGAAUCCAUGUCUGUUCUUUUGCAAUAUGUGUUGUCAAAAAUGUCUCUGUGUCCCAUCGGGCACAUAUGGACACAAAGAAGAAUGUCCAUGCUAUAACAACUGGAAAACCCAGGAAGGAGGUCCCAAAUGCCCUUGA
Messenger RNA from Rosa rugosa (rugosa rose), 282 nucleotides. Its product is annotated as gibberellin-regulated protein 12-like. The transcript has 3 exons. Bases 1 to 282 code for a protein of 93 amino acids. Lineage: Eukaryota; Viridiplantae; Streptophyta; Magnoliopsida; Rosales; Rosaceae. The record is from RefSeq and is a predicted model, not a curated record.